GGUUUUCUUGCAAGCAAAGAGCUGUCUUUUCCUAAGAAGCCAGGUGGCAAGACAUGGCCAGCCUCAGAGGCGAGAGGACUCAUGAGGGCAUGUGGGCCAUGAUACCAACAUGACUUCUUUGGCAUCUUAGAUACAAAACCCAGGUAGAAAGUAUCGAUUUUAAGAAAGCCUCUUGCUUAAUAUCAGGAAUCUGAAAUCUCGGGAAUGUUCUCAACCUGUUGUGGGGGACCUUCCCCCACUUUUUCCAGGGUGCUCUUGAGGAGAGAGGGAUAAGAAAAUAUCAGAUAGAAAGAUAGGCCUAGAUGACAAGAAGAAAGAAACACAGGAUAGUUUCAGGAGGUCCUAGAUCAAUACCCAAAGGCCCAGAGAUUCAUUCAAAAGGGCUUUUUAUAACAAUGCCAAGAGGUGAGGCAAAAGACCUCCCCCUUGCUAGAUACAGCCAAGUGUAGACCCUUUCAAACACCUGGUACCUAGGCCCUUGGUCCAGUCAUCCUCGUACACAGUCCUGCUGGGUAAAGCAAACUCAGAUCUCACUAGCAAACCUCUGUGGGCUCCCACAACCUGUCACUUGUCUCCACUGCCUUAGACACAGUGCCACCAUCUGCCCCUCCCUCAUCUCUGUCCCUGCCAGAAAAAAUUAUUGCUGAUGACUCAAGAUGUGCUUAACCUUCCAUCUACUAACAUUACAGUGGUCAGUUGACAUUUUACAGGUGACAAAACUAACAUGGGUUCAGUUUACACCCUGCAUUUACAGACCCAGAGCUCAUAUGGAGACAGACUUGGGCCUAUAACUUUUGACCCCAGAAUGGGAGCUCUACACACAAGUCACUGCAGGGAAGCAGCUCAAAGAGAAAGGAUUGCAGGAGCCCUACAAAAGCCCUUGACAGUACCCAUGGUGAUGGCAAGGCCCUAGUAGGCUGCAAAGCCUCCAGUCUGGGAAUGAGGGGAUCGGGGAUUCAGGCAGGGAAUCUAGAUAACUUUUAGUGGUGGUAUGUAUGUGUAUGUGGCAUGGUCUUGUGAAACUCCCUAUGUAGCCAACAAAGACCUUGAACUUUUUUAUAUGUAUGCUAUGCCAGGAGCAAACCCUGGACUUUGUGUGUGCUAGACAAGCACUCUACCAACUAAGCUACAUCCCCUACUCUGCUUUCUGUGUUGUUGUUGUUUUUCCUGCUAUACCUGGCUACAUAAUGGAAUGAUUUGUUUUCCUCUGAGCUUAGAGGAGGUGAGGCAGAUGCACUCUUUCUUCUCUGUGCCUUGAAAGCCUGCCCUAGACUCCUAGCCUCUGUAAGGCUGUAGGCCCUGAGGAGUCCAUGCAGAUACUGUCUAGUGCAAUGCUGGCUUUGCCAGAGAAGCACAGGGAUGCCACCAUUCAUUUGUUCCCCUCUAGCCUGUCUAGGUUUGCUGGGGGAGGCAGAAUUUGUACAAUAACAGCAUUGACUUUGGUGUAAGAUGUCCCAGAAUCUAAACACUGCCUCCUUGACUGGCCAUCUGAGCAUGCCUCCUUUGGCUGGGGGUAAGGCUCCCAUGAAUUCCCAUGGGGAUCUGUGGGAACACUUCUUUGCUUGUUAUUUUGUGUGAACAACCCCUGCUGGCAAUGAUGUGCCUCAUCCACGGUGUGUGUGAGCUGGCCAGUUGUAGACACCUGGUGAGUGGUAAUAGUUUUACCCUGCCGUUGCUGCCUGUGAUAUCAGGUCCUACAGAGUGGAGUCCUGUUGCCCUCCCUGCCUAGAACCAGAGGGCAGCUCUUAUCUGCAUGUGGGUUUGGUUACUAUAGAAACAGGCUAUUGUUUGUGUCAAUAUCCUGAAAACUUUGAAACUGGGUGGGCCUGGUGCCAGGUGCUUCCUGACUUGCUGUUUGCCUGUUCCCAGCUGAAGCUUAUGUCACUCCAGUGGCCAAUGUUAUUGCAGCCAGUGCCCACCCUGCUUCCAGAUUGUCCCCUGCAGCCCAGGGAAGUGCUUACCAAGGUGACUCUGAGAAGCAAAUGUCCAUUAACAGCACACUUACACAUAUUAGCCCUAGGCCACUUGGUUUUAGACUUCAAAGGGGCCUUGAGAGCCACAUUUUGACGCACUUGUUAUACAACUCAGUACAUGGGGAUUUGAUUUCCUUUGAAAAUUGUUCAGCCUUAAAAAUCAACAGACUCAAAAACAUGGUAUUUUUAGCCUUGUACCCUUCAGUUUGCUUGUUUCUUACAGUUUGCAAAGCCAUCACUGGGAAGGUGGAUUUUUCUGGGUUUUGUUGUAGGUUUUUGUUGUUGUUGUUGUUUUAAUUGGUGAGCAGAUCUAAUACAAGUUCUCUACCACUGAGCCGUGCCCCCAGGUCAACCCCUGAAGUCUGUAUUUAAGUGGGAGAAUGAGAGGGCUGGGAAUAUAAUACAGUUCAGUGCAGAACACGUGAGUUCCAGCACCAGCACCCACAUGAAGAACCUGUGCAUGAUAGCAUCCACCAGAAGUCCCCCAUGCUGGGCUCCCUGGCCAGCCAGCCCAACCUAACUUGGCAAGUUCCAAACCACAUGAAAGACCUAGCUCAAAAAAACAAGGUGGGCAUCACCUAGUAAAAUUUAAUAUUUCUUUUUUACAAAUGUCAAAAGUGGAGGCAGAGAAGGCCCUAAGCAAGCUGGAUUCAGUUUUUCUCUUUGGCCUUUCCCUAAAGAUUUGGCCAAAUGCAUGGUGGGAGGGAUCCUUGCAAACAAAAGAUCCUUCUCUGCUUUGUCUGGGCCCCCAAGCCCAUGGGGACCAGCUCAUAUGCAUGGAAUUUAGGGGACCCACCCCUCACACCCUUUUUCUCUUCCUCAGCAUUCUCAAAGGCAGCCAGGAGCCUGGAAUUUACAAGCCUGACUUGUGGCACGUAUCCCAGGGUGCUUUGAGCUUUGGACUUGUUUAUCUCCCCAGGACAAAGAAUCUACUGGUCCUUUAUUGCCCACAUUUCCGCUGUCUGACCACCCGCCCUUCCACAGCACCAGGAUGCCCUGCCUUGCCCAGUCAUCAUUGAGGUGGGGCACAUUCUUUGGGUCCAGCUAAACCUGGGCAGGGUGUUCUCAGAACAGUCUGCGCCCCACUACUGGAUAGCAGUAGAAUGACCCAGUGUGUGAGGAUCUGUAAGCAGUGUGUCCGGUGCAACAAUUUCAGGUCUGGAUUUCAGUCCCAGCCCUGUGGAUUGACACCUCAAUCAUCUCAGGCCUCUGUGCUCUCAUCUGUAAAACAGGGAGAGAGUGAGGACCUUACAUUCUAAGCUAAAACAGACACCUCUCUGCUCAGCCCAUUUACCCCCACAACCGACCUAGGUCAGCCAGGGCUUCCAGGAUACCUGGAAGGAUGUUGAGGUGACUUGGCUCCCUAAAGUGGAGAGGAAUGGGUGUCCCAUUGGGGGAAAGCUGGUCUGUGGGAGAAGACAGUAAUGUGAUGGUUCUAAGCACAGACUAGGAGGUUUACAUCCUACUCUGCCUUGACUUCCCCCAAACCACUCGCCCUUACAUAAUACAUGCCUCAUGUGGGGCUUAGGAGAAGCCAUGGGUCCGUGGAGCCAGAGCCUGCUGGGGACUGGAUCUGGGCAUCAUCAGUGGAAACCAGUGAAGAACUCGGCAAAGGGUUCAAGUUUAACAAUCCCAGCCCUGCAGCUUACCAGCCAAGACACCUCAGGGAAUGGCCUCUGAACCUCAGUCCCACAUCUGUAAAAUGGGAAAAUGGAGAUGGAGAUCAGUGCUCUGCCAGGUAGAGCCAGGAAGCUCUUAUUCUGUGGCCAUGGGACUUCUGUUCAGAUGCAAUUUCAGGCACAUAUAGAACAAUCAGGGUUUGCAACCUGACCCAAGGGCCAAGAAGUUACUUGGGGACUACUCAAAGCACUUAAAAGAAGGUACAGAAGGCCCAGACUUCUGUGCUUAGUUUACAUUUACUCUCUUAAGUCCCCAGACUCCCUCUAGCCUUCAUCUUCUCCCAGGGAUGGCUUGUGGCUGUUUUACAACUGUGAGCGUGCUCGCUUUUCAGAUGAGCGUCCCUGUCUGUCCAGUCUCCCCACCUCUGCCUGGCUAACAUGUUUGUAGUUGUGAGCCGAGUCCAAGAGCACUCCACCAAGAAGCCUCCCCUAACUUCCUACCACCCCAGCACCUUGUUGUAACUCUACCUCCUAGGCUGAAAUGUGGGAACAUAAAAGCUCCAACCCUCCUCAUCUACCUACAUUUUGUAUCUUCAUUGACACCUAACAUCGGGUCUAGAGCAAAUGAAUGUUUGUUGAAUGAAUAAAUAAGUGUACAUACAGCAGUGGAAAGACAGGUGGCCCUGGAGCAUAGCCCUUUCCUCUCUGGCCCUUUCCAGGAGAAAGGCAGAGGCUGCAAGAGUUCCAUUGGCUAGCCUAUGUUGGUGCUGAGGUUCCCCCUGCCUGUCUAUGUCCCAUCCCCUCUCUGAUAGUGCAUUCACCAGGAGAAUUUUGUGUCCAUAACUUGGACAGAGGUUUUAGAGUUGUUAUGGUUUGAAUCUGAGGUCCCCCCAUAAAGGCUCAAGUACUUGGGACUAGGUUGCUACCCAAAGGGCUUUUGUGGAGUGGUUGAUGCGGGCUCUGACCUAAGGAAUGGAUAAACCCAUGGUGGGUUCAUACGAUGACAUUACUGAGAGCUAGAGAGAGGAGGUAGAGCCUGGCUGGAAGAAGGCUAUUUCUGGGUUGUGCUGUCAGGAAUUGGAUCUUACCCUGGCCCCUUCCUGUUGGCCACCAUGAGGUGAUGAGUCCUCAUCUACCUGUUACAGCUACUGUUCUUUCUGCCCAAGCACAUGGGCUAGUGACUGGACCAGACCAAACUGAGCCACAAUAAAUUGUUUCUUGUCUUUUAAGAUUUUUCUUUUUUUUUUUUUUAAGUUCUUCUUAAGUAUUUUGGCCACAGCACUAAAAGUCUGACAGAUACAGGGUACUAUCCCAGCACAAGCAUUUAAUGUCACUGCCCUCCCCCCAUUUUCCACAUAUGAAAGAAUUUCGAACACCUAUAAGGAGUGUGCUAACGCAGUAAAAGGUCCAGCCUGGGGCCUGUGUAGAACAGGUGUGAACCUCCAUAUAACAGCAAUGGUCCGGUCCUAACAGGCAUAAGCAUUUCCCUAUACUUCAUUUCUGCACCUGGAAAAGAGGUCAUACACAGAGAGACGGCUUAAGGCCUCAGAGCACAGCAUAGUACCUAGUUCCAGGCAGGUACAUACUAAAUUCCAGCUGACAUUAAUGGAGAUUGCCCCCUAAACCACUCUGCCUCAAGUGCUUUACACACUGUGGAACUCUGUUCUCCUAUUACUAAGCAUACUCACACCAUCAUCCUGUGUACAGAAAGCUAGCCAGCAGGUGGCAGGACUGAACCUCUGAGGAGUGGGGCCACAGAAUUGCCACAUGGCCAGGCUUCCAGAGGGUGGAGACUAGACCUUCUGUUGGUCCAUCUGGGUGUCUGGUAUAUAGCAAGUUACUUCAGGAUCCAUUGUGUGGAAGAGAGGCAUGGUUCCUGUGUGUCCCCCUGGAAAUACUUGGCAUUUGACCCCCUGAAAAGAGUGGGACCCUCCACACCCACACACUUGUCAUCCUGGGAGGGUCAUGGCCAGGCUCUGCUUUCUUUUUUAUGAAUAAAAAUUAAAUUGUGUGUGUGUGUGUGUGUGCUGUGCUAUGAUGUGUGUGAGUGCUGAGUGCAGACAUACCUGUGGAGAUAAGAGGACAGCUUUUGAGAGUCAGUUCUCUCCUUCCACCCUGAGUUCCGGGAUGGAACCCAGGCCUUUGGGCUUGCAUGACAGAACACUUACCCGCAGAGCCAUCUUACUGGCCCAUGGUUCUGCUUCCUUUUCCAACUUGACCUGGCCUGGCCUGGCCUGGCCUGCCAGUAGGUGACCCUAGUCCCCGCGCCAUCCCUCCCCCUCCUCUCCAGCAGCCCUGGCAACUUGACUCUCAUUGGCUACACGUUUCCUUGGAGACAGACACCAGCCAUCCAAACACAGAUCUGAGCUUCAGGAAAAAGAAUCUUCCUUCCCACCCCUGGGCUCCCUAGCAUGGAAGAACUGUUCAACUCCCCAAACCAGGCCUUCUGGGAGGAGCGAAUAAAGAAGGAGGUGGUUGCUCGGACCACCUGGAAUAUCCGCUAUGGCCACAAGUACCUGAAAGAGGGGUCCAGGACUAGGAAGCAGUCCCAGCAGGCCCCUUGUGGGUCAGUGUUAAAAGCAGGCCCAGUGCCUGCCACUGGCUCCCCUGUCAGAAAAGAGGCACAGGCUGGAUGGCUAGAGACCAAGGGGGUCCAGGACCAGCUGUUCAAGGCUGGAGGUAUCCAGGGAGACAUAGUGAGGCAGGCCAGGGGAGCCCAAGGUAGGCCAGAGGACUUAGAAAUGAGGCACCCCAGCCCAGCCACUCUGAAUCUGCUCUUCCAAGGCAUCUCCCAUGAUGGCCAGGGCCGGACCCUGUACCUCAAGGAGCGGAAUCGACUGAUGCCAGAGGAGAAGUACAAGUACCCAAUCGUGUCUUCCUGGGAGUAUGGCUGGCAUGUGGGAGAUGCCAUGAAGAACUACAGGACUCCAGCUCAUGCCAAAACUCAUCCCAUCACAGAUUCAUUUUACAUCAAAAAUGGCAUUUUCCAUAUUCCACGGCGAUCAGACGACCUCAUGUGAACUUGGCUUGGAAAGGGCCUCAGUGGCUCCUUUUCCCUAUGAUCCAUCUGGACUAGCCAGGUGGGCCAGCCCUACCUCACUCCGUGUUCUGCUGAGCCCUGCUUCCUUGGCUGAGAGUGACGUGAAGAAGUGAUCACAGGCGUACACCUCUGGGGUGUACUGUUGGUCUAUGUUGGGGCUCCUGUCUACACAUGGAGAACUCCACUCCUUACACAGCUGCCCCACCCUGCAUCACUAGCAAUGCUAUUCCUUCUCCUGGGGAAGACAAUGAGAUGCAAGGCUGCAUCAGCAGGCCUGGACAGGGAGGAAUUCGCUUAGCCCACAAGGUGCUAAGGAGAGCAACGAUCUCCUAUUGUUUAUCUCUCUGCAUUUGACUGAUGGGAUCUAUAGCAGAGUUGCUCUGUCCCAGUGUAUCCUACAGUUCAGGGAAGGACUUGUCAUCUCCUCUGGCUGCUUUCCUCACUCCUGCAUCAGUCAGAGAUGCCCUGCCUCACACACUGCAACAAUCGGUCCCUAAGUUCCAACUAUUUAAACAAAUAAAAACACAUUUCUUUUUUUUCUCUCCCCACCCCCCACUUGUUGAAGAUGCAUUUGUCCUACCAGAGUCUACUCUAACGUUAAGUGGACAGCGUCCUAGGUACUCAUCUAGGGAGACACUGCCCUCAACUGGUGGUUCUGUCAAUGACUCAAACCUCAGAAUCCUUUUUAGAGUCCUCUGUGUCCAGUGGAGAGGGAAGAGAGAUAGGAAGUGUGGAGACACUGGAACCACAUGGGGUUUUCGUUAACUUGAUUUUUCUGAGAUAAGGGUUCAUGUAGACCUCAGGCUGACCUGGAACCCUUUGGUGCCAAACCUGAUAGCGUACCCACUCUUAACUACCUUGGCCUUGGCCUUAGCCUGAUGUUUACAGGCAUUACUACAUCUCACAUUCUAUUAGUGAGACCAAGUCAUGUGACUUCUAGGUGAUUGACAGCUGGAUUGUGUCCUAUCAUCAUGAACCCAGGAAGGAGUAAAGAGAAAGAACCUCUGAACAUCUAGCCCAUCUCUUCCAAACUGGCAUGUCCUUGGGGCUGUCCUGCAGCCACAGACACAGUCUAAACUGUGCGCCCUCCUGUAGCAGUUUUCCUAAGCUAUGAAAAUCUAGGAGACCUCAGACAACAGAAAUUCACUGUAUCACCACUCUAGAGGCUGGAGGUCCAGAAUCCAGGGAUCCAUGGGGCCAUGCUCCCUUGUCUGGCAGAGGGGCCCCUUCUUGCCACCUUCAUGCCUCUCAUGGCUUGAGGGCAGGCUUGUGCUCUUUGACUUGUGACAGUACUGCUCUAAACUGCCUUCAGUGUCACCCAGGUCAGCCUGACCUGUCUCCACAGCUCUAUUGUAUAAGGAUAUCAGACAUGUUGGACUAGGGCCCACACCACUCUAGAUGAUUUGACUUACUGUUUCCAAAUCAGGUGACACCACAAGACACUGUUAGUGAGGACUUCAACAUUCUCACAAUUCAGCCUCCCACCCCUGCCCUCUGACAGCCGUCCUUACUAGGUCGUCCUUACUACAGAGCCAUCUUGAUGAAUCUUCCUCUUUGUGUUUGGAAAGCAUUCCCAAGCACAGUCCCAGACAUGGAAAUAGUGAUCCCAUGGAGUCCCAUCAGGUGCUGCUGUCCGCAGCACCUCAUUGCUUAGGAGACAUCCAUAUGUAGAGAGCCCAAACCCACACAUAGCUCUUUGCAAAUCCAAAAUGUUCACAGGUUUGCCUUAACUCAGGGCACUGUGGUGCUCUCCAUCCUAGUCAAAAGGGCAAUCCCUCUGUCUGAGCAGAGAGUGAACUGGACAAACGAGUCUCUCAAGAGCCAGCUCUAGAGGAAUUCUCCAGGCCUUUACUAGUUUGCUCAUUAUCCUGAAAUUCAGAGACAGCCAGACUACUUAAAAUAUUGAAUACAACUGACUUACCUGGCUUUCCCUAAUCAACCUUGACAAUGAUCUUGAGUGAGAGAUAGCAAAAGACAGACUUCGACCAAGGACCACUGUGGAAAUACCCUAUCUUGGAACUCACAGCAGCCUGACAUGGCAGAGUUGCUGAACAAACACCUGCUGAAUUUACUCAAACACCAAUAACUCACUAGGUUCUCUGAGGCCAUUGGAUUAAAAGCACAAAGCUUUGGCUGGGCCCCUGGAAUAUAAAAGGCAUAUCUUUGAAAUCACAGAUGGAGUGAGAAGGGCUGUGGUGAGGAAGGUAGACAGCCUCGGAGCACGGAGAAAGCUCCCUGCAGCAGGUCACUGGCAGUCUAUCAUUAAACAAGGUCACACUUAGCAAGCCUUUGUCACAGUACCUGGCUCUAACCAUGUGUGAUGAAUUGGGAUUGUCUCUAGCAGCAGCAAGUACACAGGUUUCUCAGAGGAAGACAGGCUUUCUUGACAAGACAGGGCCUGUCCAUCCACUAGGCCCUACUAAAUGGUCAUCUGAGGGGUGGUUUCCUCAGUUAUCCCAGGGGCAGUGCUAUAUAGCUAGCCCCAAGCUAAAGGUGUGAGUUGAAAAGUAGAUUCAUGAUAAACAGCAGCCGUCUCAAAUUUUUAUGCCUAACUUCUCCCUGGAAAACCAGACAGAAAAGACCUGAUUGCCUGGCAUGCACCAAAUCCUGGGUUCAACUCCCAGGUCCCCAGCACCACAUACAGGAGGCUUGGUGACACAUGUCCAUAAUCCCAGUGUUUGGAUGUGGAAGCAGGAGGGUCAGAAGUCCAAAGUCACCCUCCUUGUUCAUAUAGCAAACCCAAGGCCACCUUCAAAACAUGAGACCCUGUAUCAAAAUGGAAAAAGAAAGGUGAGCAAGGAGGACUGGAGAAAUGCCUCAGCAGGUAAGAAUGCUUGCUGUGUAAUCAUGUGAACUGGAGUUUAGAUCCCUGCAUUUAUGUAAUAUCCUGCACAUGCCUGUGGCCCCAGCAGGGCAGUCAGGAGGAUCACUGGGGUUAAGUUCAGAGAGAGCCUGCCUCAAGGAAAUAGAUGUGAAGUGAUAGAGGCUGACGCUCAAACCUCUUUUGGCUCUAGGCAUGCAGACCCAUUCACACAUGCACACAUACAGUCACACAGAAUCACACAAAGAAAGGGGGAUAGAGGAAGGAAGAAGGAAAGAGGGAAAGACAGGCAGGCAGAUAGCCUAUCUAUGUAUUUAAUAAACACACGUGGAAUUAGCAGGCAUUUUUCUAAGCCUGCAUCUCCAAUUUGGUAUUCAUGAGCCACAUGUGUCACUGAGCAUUUUAAAUACCUUACACACAUUGAUAUAUUCUCUGAGUAUAAAAAGCACCUGGGUGUGUGUGUGUGUGUGUGUGUGUGUGUGUGUGUGUGUGUGUGUGUGUGUGUGUGUGUGUUUUAAGAUUUAAUAGAAAUAUGAACAAUUCCAUCAAUAAUUCUAAGAUUAAUAUGAAAGACCGUUUGAAUCAGUUUUCCUGUGAAGUCCUAGGGUAAAUGUUUCUAAGCUUGUGAGCAAUCUAGUCUCACCCCGACAGAUGGUCAACUGUACUGCUAUAAAGCAGAAGCAGCCAGAGAGCAUUCAAAAGCCCUGGGUGUGGUGGUGAUGCUAUGAAACAGGGAAGGCCAAACCAGAGGCAGAUGGGCUAGAUUGGACCCACACACACUGACCCUCGGGCUUAAACUUAUAAAAUACGUUAUUUGUUUACUUUUACUUUUUAAAAGUAUGGCUGCUGGAUGACUUCAAAUUGUAUAUUGGCUCAAAGUAUACUUGUAUUAAGAAGUCUAACCCUGAACCUGAUAGAAGCCAGAAUUGUCAAUGAUGGAGAGUACGUGUGGGUGUGUGUGCGCAUGUACAAGCAAGGCAAGAAGUGUGAAUUUCCAUGACAGCCUAGAGAGGGCUCCCUAGCCUGCGUCCCACUCUAGCACGGAGUCCAGGUGCAAAGAGCAUUGGCUACUUCCCAGGUCAUCUUCCUAAAGUCCCUUGUGACUAAGCCAAAGUUUCCAGAAAAGCCACCAGGUGGCGAUAGAAGACCAGCCUUUCACUGUUGAGCCUGAAUUUGGGUUUCCUCUCUGUGUUAGAGGACACUUGGAAGAACAUGCCCUUUGGAGGCACACAAACCUGGAUUUGAUUUAGCUUUGCUAGCAGGACAAGUAAGAUUCCUGUUAGGACUCUCCUGAGCCCUGGCUAUUAUUCUAGUUUUAGGUCCAUUCCUCUUUUAAAAAGUUGAAAAAUUGUAUUUUUAUCUAUGUUCUUUACAAAGAAAAACAUUAACAUUACAUAUUAAAUUUUUCUUCAACUGAAAAUUUAUCAUUUCUGUGACCCCUAAAUUUAUUGUGUUCCCAAACUCAACCCAAGAAGUUGUGCCUACCCUUGCAUAAUAAAUGAGUAAGCUCUGGGUUCUAUGUUCUCUAGCUGUGUGACCUUGGGAAAGUUGUUUGACUUCUCAACUAUAGAGUGUGGAUGACAUCAGAUAUCACCUCUUCACCAUGUGGUUGGAAUUCCAUGAGAUAGUACAGGCUACAACUUUUUACACUGAUAUUCUAAUUUUAUUGUGUUUAUUUAUGUGGAGGUCAGAGGACAACUUGAGGAAGUUGGUUCUUUCCUUCCAUCAUGUCUGUUCUGGAGAUCAAAUUCAAGUUGUUGGGCAACAAAUGUCUUUACCUUCUGAGCUAUCCUACCUGCCCAGGCAACAUCUUUUUAGGGCACAGCCUAGGGGUUGAAGAUGUAGCUCAGAGAGUAGAGUGUUUAACUAAUAUUCAUGAAAUUAAGUUUGACCUUCAGCACUGCAUAAAACCUUGCAGGGUGGUCAGCAUCUAUAAUGCCAUCACUCAGAGGUGGGAAGGUGGAGGCAGGAGGAUCAGAAGUUCAUCCUUAGCUCCAUAGCCAAGUUUGAGACCAACCUGAAAACAUGGAACCUUUUCUA
Peromyscus californicus insignis is the source of this 11493-nucleotide messenger RNA. RefSeq names its product protein ATP6V1FNB. Lineage: Eukaryota; Metazoa; Chordata; Mammalia; Rodentia; Cricetidae. The record is from RefSeq and is a predicted model, not a curated record. Bases 6004 to 6612 code for a protein of 202 amino acids. The transcript has 2 exons.